GAGGAGCUCAUGAUGUACGGCCACGGCAUCGAGGGCCUUGGCUUCUUCCACAUCGAGGUGGAGGACAUCCCGCCCCCUCCCUGUCACUUCGGGCGAUCCUCACCAUCGUGGGGGUGGGUGUCGCGUCCCCGGAGAUGAUUGAAGCCGAGCUCAACCAUCUUUGUCAGUGCGUGUGGGAUUGGCAGGUGACUCCGACCUCCGACAACUCAUUCACAAUGAUCUUUCCGGAUGCUAUCAGCUUGGGCUACUGCACCCACAGCGGAGACAUCACCUUGACCCUCAACAAACUGGUGGUCGACAUCUCUGAGCCGAAGUUCGAUCCCAAGGCGGUGGCAGUCCUGGACAUGGCUUGGAUCCUCAUUGCGGGGCUCCCCGACGUCGCGCGAUCCGAGCGGGUGAUUCGCAAUAUGUCCAAGAUCCUCGGCAAGGUGGUGGUGGUGGUCGAUGAGAUCUCUCUACGGAAGGAGGAGGAGGUCCAGGUCAAGGUCAAAUGCCUGGACUCCUCCAAGCUUCGCGCCACCGUCCGUGUCUUCUUCAACGUCCAGGGAUUCGACCUCAAGAUCGGCCCGAGCCCCCAACCACGUCGGCCACCCCCACUACUCUGAUGAUGGCCACUUUGGUGGGGGUGGUUCGAGCAAGGGUGACAACUCUCACUACCGUCGCCCUCGCCCCUCGCGCCAUGGCGACCCGGACGACGACGUUGAGCGCUCUGUGCAGAGCCGCUCCCCCUCUUGUGAGCCCUCCGACCCUCCUCCGGGCCACGGGGGCUCGGGUGCCGGGCAGUCCCGUGUGUCGGCUCUCACGGUAGGGACGGUCUCCGCUCUCCUACGGGCCGCCUCUCCUAAGUCUUCGGCGGAGGGGAGCGACAUCUCUAGUCACUACUAGGGAAAAGCCUAGCAGUAGCGCAGGUUUUUGGUGUAUCAGUAGCACGGGUGCACGCGCUACUGAUACGACGCUACAGCUAAAGUUAGCAGUAGCGCGAGUGGACACACGCUACUGCUAUACCUACUUAGCAGUAGCGCUUUCCACGCCGGCGCUACUGCUAAGUGCUUUAGCAGUAGCGUUUUCCCAUCCAGCACUAAAAAGCGGUACUACUAUAUUUUCUCAUUUUUUGCUACAUAUUUGUGAUAUUUUUGUACAGGUUUUAUACAGUAUUCUAAUCAUACCAUAAACAUGCAAUAUGC
Triticum aestivum (bread wheat) is the source of this 1184-nucleotide messenger RNA. RefSeq lists its product as uncharacterized. The record is from RefSeq and is a predicted model, not a curated record. NCBI's taxonomy places the organism in Eukaryota, Viridiplantae, Streptophyta, Magnoliopsida, Poales, Poaceae.